AGUUGAGCACUACCAGUCUUAUUUUCUCAACCACCAAAACCAUUCUCAUUCCCCUUAUUAAAUACUGUUCUACGAGGCCAUACUUCCCAUACCUCUAAACACCCUGCUUAUUUCUUGAAUGAGUGAAUGAAAUGGGGGACCAAAAUAACAAAUCAUCACAUGCCACUAGUGAAGAUACUAAAACUAAAGGUACUAUAAAAGGACAAGGUUCGCGACCAGAUUUCUCCGAGGACGAGGAAAGUCUCAUUGCUAGAAUGUUUAACUUGGUUGGAGAGAGGUGGUCGUUAAUUGCUGGGAGAAUACCAGGAAGAACAGCAGAAGAGAUAGAGAAGUACUGGACUUCAAGAUAUAGCUCAUCAUCAACUGAGAGAUGAAGUUUAGUCACCCAGAAACUUUUUACUUCUAGACAAAUGGGUUUCUGCAAUGUUUAAGAUAUGGUGUAAAAUUAACUGCAUGGCUUUGGAAGCUAAAGCUUUAGUUAUCGUUUAGUCAUAUGUUUACUUUUAGAAUGAGUUUGCCUUUCGGAUUUGUUAUAUUAAAAAAUAUUACCUUGAUUAGAUUAAUUCUAAUAGUACUUUCAGCUUCUUUAUUUUCGAGAAAAGAUUGCAGAGUAGUUGAUAGCUCUCUGGAACUUCUCGAUAAUGGAUGUGAGAAAUUUUUGUCUAGCUCUGUCUUUCUUGGUUUUAACUGGUGUGUAGAAUUUGAGAGCGGAUUAUGAAAUGUAACUCUCUCUUAAAUGUUUGAUGAAAGAUCAUUUAAACAGCUAUUAAA
Molecule: messenger RNA, 771 nt
Organism: Jatropha curcas
Lineage: Eukaryota; Viridiplantae; Streptophyta; Magnoliopsida; Malpighiales; Euphorbiaceae
Product: transcription factor CPC
Biological process (GO): cell differentiation; regulation of DNA-templated transcription
Cellular component (GO): nucleus
Molecular function (GO): transcription cis-regulatory region binding
Source: RefSeq, a predicted model, not a curated record